Molecule: messenger RNA, 1015 nt
Organism: Cyprinodon variegatus (sheepshead minnow)
Lineage: Eukaryota; Metazoa; Chordata; Actinopteri; Cyprinodontiformes; Cyprinodontidae
Exons: 6
Coding region: 11-835 (274 amino acids)
Biological process (GO): positive regulation of ERK1 and ERK2 cascade; interleukin-15-mediated signaling pathway; T cell activation
Cellular component (GO): membrane raft; external side of plasma membrane
Molecular function (GO): MHC class II protein binding; protein tyrosine kinase binding
Source: RefSeq, a predicted model, not a curated record
GAGAAGGAAAAUGCUUUCCUUUGGACGGAUUUCAACAUCUCUCUUUACAAUUCUGAUGCUUCAAUUCAAAGCAUCAGAUGGGCAAAAGCGAGCUUUCUUUACUGUUAAAGUCGGUGAUGAGGUCACCCUACCGUCUGAAAAUGUGACGACAGAGAAUCAUAACUGUGACGGAACCACAUGGAAAUUCAAACACACAGGACGGAAAACUGUAACAUUGUUUGAACAAGGGAUAUUCACAAAGGAAGCUAAAGCUAAAUCAGGCAAACUAAGUGUUACAGCAAACUGUUCUCUGGUCAUUAAGAACGUCACAGCAGAUGAUUUUGGUCAUUACUGCUGCAAAAGGAACACAACAGACCAAAAAGUCUCCCUCAUUAAGGUUGAUCUGAAUGUUGUCACCAUGACUGAACAUAGGAACGAGGAGGAAGUCACCUUUAGAUGCUCUGUGUCAGUGUAUACCGUCUGCAAACACUUAGUGGUGUGGCUGUAUGAGGGCAAAGAGAACAUAUCCCCAGACAAGAACAUAUCAACUUCCUGUGCAGCAACAGUCACAGUACCAAUGUCUUAUCUCCAUCAGAAUUCUAAGUUUUAUGAGUUAUUAAAGUGCAAAGUUAAAGAGGCUUACACUAGAAAAGAUUACCUGUUCACCUUCAGCCAUCAGUCAUCAGGGAAUUCUUUUUUUUUCAGACACAUCAUUCUCUGCUUGGUUUUAGCAGUAUCUCUAAUAUGUCUUUGCAUGGUUAUCAUAUGGCUGAGCAUUUUAUGUAACAAAACAGCCUUGAAUAGAAAAACUUGUAAUGGGGAUCAGGAGACAGUGCCGUAUCAAAACAUGAAAUAACCAUCUGCUUCUGCUGGGUUCCACCUAUCAAUGUUUUCAAGAUCCAGAGUACAAGAAUGAAAUGAAUUAACUUUAUCCAGCAUAUGCUAUUUGUAAAAAAUAAAAAAAUAAAAAACAAGGAAGGCAUUUGAAUCUGAGCUAUGGCAAAUCUUAUAAGAAUAUUGUAUUUUAUUCAAGCUU